AUGAGAUUCGGUCAUAAUGGAAAGUCCUGUGUUCUGCAAACGUUGUGUCAACUCGGAGCCGAACCUUUACACUCUGAUGACGAAGAAGAUCUCCUGCAUGAAAUGGCAACAUUUGUGUUAAAUCCCAAAAACGACGGCAUUCACCACCUGACGGAAAGCGAUGACACAUACCCUUACAUCAAGGCGUAUACAGAUGGAGAGAACCAGGUAGACUGCUCCAAGCUAUAUCAUGGCUGUUCACUAUCCUUCAUAGAUGUAUUCACGAAACUACACGAUCAAGCUUAA
Spodoptera littoralis (African cotton leafworm) is the source of this 285-nucleotide messenger RNA. Lineage: Eukaryota; Metazoa; Arthropoda; Insecta; Lepidoptera; Noctuidae. The record is from the annotation of a GenBank genome assembly.